AUGGCUCAAUCUACUCCAACAUUCGAAAAUCUCACUGUGACUACCUCUGAAAGUCAUCCCUCUGUCCAUAUUGUUACGAUGCACAAACCGCCAGAGAACAGACUCAAUGUUGCUUACGCCCAGACAAUAAUUCGCGCUCUGCGUCAUAUCGAGACUAAUCUUAUUCCCAAAGGCGAACCUGGUGCAGUGGUCAUCACCUCAUUCAGUGACAAAUUCUGGUGUACAGGUCUCGAGCUAGAUGAAUCUGACAACAACCCGUAUGCAAAUAGCGACGGCUUCUUCCCGCUUCUAGCGACGUUGGUUGACUAUCCGUUCCCUACUGUGGCCUGCAUAACAGGACACACGUUUGGUGGUGCAUGCCCAUACUCAUUGAGCUGUGACUAUCGUGUUAUGAAUUCAAAGCGUGGUUUCUACAGUAUGCCUCCUGUCGACCUCGGUCUGCAUUUUGAUGGCAUAGGUGCUUUGCCGAGACUGAAGCUUGGGCCUAAGAUUGCUCGCAAAAUGCUUCUCGAAGCCCACAGGUGGACUGGCAAGGAGGCUUAUGCUGAUGGUAUCGUGGACGCUAUUGCAGAACCUGAGAAGAUGCUAGAAGUAGCUGUCGCGCUUGCAGCUGAGCAGGCUCCAAGAGCCAAGAUGGGAGUUUAUGGAUUGCUAAGAACUGAGCUGUGGGGUGAAGCGCUCAAGAAAUUCAGGCGGAUCAGCUAUACUCACCGGAGACGAGAAGGGACUGAGCCAAAGGCGAAGAUAUGA
Molecule: messenger RNA, 750 nt
Organism: Lithohypha guttulata
Lineage: Eukaryota; Fungi; Ascomycota; Eurotiomycetes; Chaetothyriales; Trichomeriaceae
Exons: 1
Coding region: 1-750 (249 amino acids)
Biological process (GO): fatty acid beta-oxidation
Cellular component (GO): peroxisome
Molecular function (GO): delta(3)-delta(2)-enoyl-CoA isomerase activity
Source: RefSeq, a predicted model, not a curated record